CGGUUUUUGUGUUUUUUCUGCCAUGAGAAAGACGUUCAAAUUCGUCGACCAAACACCAAACAGAAACUCUGGAAGAAAUUAACAAGUGAAUCAAGUUUAUAUGCAACAGAGGUGAAAGAUAAUCAAAGAUUCUGUAUUAAAAAUGUCCCAUUUAAAAUUAUUGUGUGACUCAACGUCAGCCUUAAACAUUGACGGACCUAUAACGAGAGGACCUCCGAUGAGAUCCCAAAAAAAUAAUGCCGACUCAAGUAUGUGUAACAGGAGUAUAAAUACUUCUAGAAGAUCCCUAUCAGUUUCCAAUAUCUCCGUCUCAAAAUCUCCAACGAGAGCAGGAUGUGCAGAUUUUAUGAGAUUUGGAAGAGAGAACAGAAGAAGAAGUAGAUCCUCCACCACAAGUCCCAGGAAAACACCAGCAGGUGAUAGGUUCAUACCUAUGAGAAGUGCCAUGAACUUCGACCUGGCUCACGUAAUGCUCACAAGAAAUACGGAAAGUCCCAGUAUGAAAGAUUUUCAGAAGAUUGUUGCCGAUUGUCGAGGUGAGGAUAUCUCUAAACAGAAGAUCUUGUCCUAUAGAAAAAAGGCGCCUACUGCGCCAGAUGGCUACUUGAAUCCGAUGAGGGUCUUGUAUUCCCAGACGAAAACACCUACUUCGACUUCCAAGAACGGCGCUAGGUAUAUCCCCACAGCCCCUGACCGAAUUCUGGAUGCUCCGGAUAUUUUAGACGAUUACUAUCUGAAUCUGGUUGAUUGGAAUUCUAACAAUAUAUUAGCUGCUGCUUUAGGAGCCAACGUUUAUUUAUGGAAUGCAGGUACUGGAAAUAUUGAACAACUUCUAGAAUUAGAAGGAAACGACUAUGUCUGCUCUGUAUCGUGGAUUCAGAAUGGCGAUUUCUUAGCAGUUGGCACAACGACCGGAACGGUGGAAUUGUGGGAUUGCGCAAACUUCAAACGUUUAAGAUCCAUGGCUGGUCAUUCGGCUAGAGUUGGAGCGUUAUGUUGGAACAGUCACAUAGUUUCGAGCGGAGCUCGAAGUGGUCAGAUAAUCCACCACGACGUAAGGCAAAGGGAACACAUCGUCGGAACCGUAAACGCGCACGCACAAGAAAUCUGUGGCUUGAAAUGGUCUCCUGACGGCAAGUUUUUAGCCAGUGGUGGCAACGAUAACUUCCUCAAAAUAUGGUCGGUAGAGGCGGGCGGUUACCAUUCCAAAACGACCCCCUUGCACAGUUUCAACCACCACGUGGCAGCGGUGAAGGCCCUGGCCUGGUGCCCCUGGCAGACUCACGUUUUGGCCAGUGGAGGUGGGACCGCCGACAGGCACAUACGCUUCUGGAACAUCAACACGGGGGUAUGUUUGAAUGCCAUCGACACGAAAUCUCAGGUUUGUUCAUUAUUGUGGUCCACUCACUACAAGGAAAUCGUAUCGGGCCAUGGUUUCGCCAACAACGAGAUAAUAAUCUGGAAGUAUCCGUCGAUGACCAAAGUUACCGAAUUGUUGGGUCACACGUCCCGGGUUCUGCAUCUGGCCAUGUCGCCAGAUGCCACCACCGUGCUCUCGGCGGGCGCUGACGAAACUCUGAGGUUGUGGAAGUGCUUCACUGUGGAUCACAUCAGGAAGAAGACUGCGCCCACCAGGGAGAAACGCAGUGUGCUUAAACAAUCGAUUCGAUGAAUUAGAUGCACAAUGGGUUGGUGUAUAAAUGUUCUUUUUGUUUUGUUAUAAGAUGUACCGAGUUGUAUUGACUUUCUUCAAUAAAUAUAAGAAAUAAUAGUUUUCUAUUGAAGCCAGAA
Coccinella septempunctata (seven-spotted ladybird) is the source of this 1791-nucleotide messenger RNA. It is a transcript of the gene fzy, whose product is annotated as cell division cycle protein 20 homolog. Gene Ontology annotation, molecular function: anaphase-promoting complex binding; ubiquitin ligase activator activity; protein binding. Gene Ontology annotation, cellular component: anaphase-promoting complex. Lineage: Eukaryota; Metazoa; Arthropoda; Insecta; Coleoptera; Coccinellidae. The transcript has 2 exons. The record is from RefSeq and is a predicted model, not a curated record. The coding region runs from base 143 to 1672 and encodes 509 amino acids. Gene Ontology annotation, biological process: positive regulation of anaphase-promoting complex-dependent catabolic process; anaphase-promoting complex-dependent catabolic process; positive regulation of ubiquitin protein ligase activity.